Chrysoperla carnea is the source of this 2225-nucleotide messenger RNA. Its product is annotated as bifunctional coenzyme A synthase-like. The transcript has 6 exons. Gene Ontology annotation, biological process: coenzyme A biosynthetic process. The coding region runs from base 124 to 1719 and encodes 531 amino acids. Gene Ontology annotation, molecular function: dephospho-CoA kinase activity; ATP binding. The record is from RefSeq and is a predicted model, not a curated record. Lineage: Eukaryota; Metazoa; Arthropoda; Insecta; Neuroptera; Chrysopidae.
AUUAAAGCAGUAGUACUCUAGUACUGCUGAAUCAAUUAAAAAGGUAUUAUUUCAUUUAAUAACUUUUAUCAGUUUUACAAAGAUCACGAUUGGAAUAUUAAAAAGAGUGAUAACAAAUUUGAAAUGAUGGUGAAAACUGGCUUAUUAAUUUUAACUAAUCCAGCAAAAAUUGCCAAUUUAUUGCCAUCGGUAUUGAAGCAUGUAAAUAAUACCUUAUAUAUUCAUUGGAAUCCACAUAAUAAAGUUGAAGUUAAACCAGCAGAAUGGCCGAAUCAUAUACAAACUGUAAAUCAAAUAUAUUAUCAGGCAUCCGUUCAUUGUCAAAAUUUAGAUGUACGUAUUUUAUUAUCAGCAAUUAAAAAUCCAACAUCGUCCAUCUUUAUUGACACUUACCGAAAAAUUGAAAUAUUAUUGUUCGACAAACAUUACAAUGAAAUUGAAUUACAAACAUGGAAGAGGAAAUUUAAAAAUGUUGACCUCAAAUGCUCAACAGUUACAUUACCCCCAGCCGCUGAAAGUCAAAUAAAAUGUAAAUCAUUCGAUCUUCCAGUAACUUCGAACAAAGUUUACGAUUAUGUUGUAUUGGGUGGUACAUUUGAUCGAUUACACGACGGACAUAAAAUUUUAUUAAAUGAAGGUGUUUUGCGAUGUAAGCGAAAAUUUACUGUGGGAGUUACCGACACUAAUAUGCUGUUAUCCAAGAAACUUUGGGAAUUAAUUCAACCAUGCGAAGAACGAAUAAAUAAUGUUCGACAUUUUUUAGAAGAUAUUGAUUCAAGCAUUGCAUAUGAUGUCUUACCAAUUCAAGACCCUUUUGGGCCUACCAAAGAUGAACCAAAUUUUCAAAUGUUAGUCGCAAGUGCUGAAACAAUUUCUAGAGCGAAGACUAUUAAUGAUUUACGAAUAUUGAAUAACGUUCGUACUUUAGAGUUUGUAACUGUGCCUUUAAUUUCAAAUGGAUUAUCGACUGAUGAAGAAGAAGAUAAAAUUAGUUCUAGCAAUAUUCGUAUGCGAUUGUUAGGUUCACGACUAAAACCACCUACGAAUCAAAAACCAAUUUGUUUAACGCAAAAACCAUACGUUGUGGGUUUAACUGGGGGCAUUUCUAGUGGAAAAUCUUCUGUUAGUAAACGCUUCAAAGAAUUAGGUGCUGGACAUAUUGAUUGUGAUAAAAUAGCGCAUGAAGUUUAUAGUCCAGGUACAAAAUUAAAUGCACAGCUUAUUGAGACUUUUGGCCCAGAAAUUGCGUUGGAAAAUGGUGAAAUUAAUCGUCGAGCGCUAGGCAGUAUUGUUUUUAAUGAUAAGGCUCAAUUAGAAAAAUUAAAUAAUUUAGUUUGGCCAGCAAUGGCAGAAGUAUGUGUUGCAAAAGUGAGAAAAUUGCAUGAAGAAGGUUUUAAAGUCGUUAUUGUUGAAGCUGCAGUGCUUUUAAAAGCUGGAUGGGAUCGCUUUUGUAAUGAAAUUUGGGUGUGCAUUAUUCCACCAGAGGAGGCAAUAAAACGUUUGAUUGAAAGGAACAAUCUUUCCGAAGAAGAUGCUCGAUCCCGUCUAAGUUCACAACCAAGUAACAGUGAAUAUGUUAAAGCUGCUAAUAUUGUAUUCUCUACGUUCUGGAGUACAAAUUUUACACAAAAACAAGUGGAAAUUGCAUGGAAAAUAAUUCAAGACGAAGUAUUAACAUUAACUUCUUCACAAUCUUGUCAUGCAAGUGGUUCAUGUUAGCCAUCUGUCGUUUUAAACAAUAACUCUCUGCUAAAGAGAUUUUUUAUUACCAUAUCACAAUAAUAUUAAAAAUUAUUUAUAAAUCAAAUACCGUUGACGUAUAUUUCCUUUUAAGGAUCUAGUCGAAAACUUUUUAUGAAAUUUAUCUCUUUCAAUUUUAAAGGUAAAAAAUAAUAUACUUUACAGCUACCAUUUUAUUUUCAAAAGUUUUUAAUAAUUUUAUUGUGGUUCCUACUCUAUUCCGUCACAAACUCAAAGUAGCUUUAAAACUUGCAUUAUUUUUAUUGCCGGUGAUUUGACAACACAAGUCUUUAACACUUAUUCAGUUUACUAUCAAUUUAUAAUAAAAUUAAUCAAUUUUUAAGGAAAACGGAAGGUAAGCGGAAAAUUAAGAAAUCGAACUUUUAGCAAACGUUUUCCUUUUUAAGCAAUAAAAUCAAGCCACGCAGAGUUUUGAGUUGAUCUAUCAAUAAAUGAAAACAAAAAAGAAUUCGCCUUUUAAUAUU